CUGGUGACAGUGGAGGGGAUAGGGAUGAUGGAAGCUGGUAGUCCACCACCGAGGAAAAUAUGACAACGGUGCGCAUUUUAGGGAUUGAUUGGGAUAAAACGGAUAGAAAUGGUGGAAAGUUGGAGGCGGGGAGAAGGGAGGUCAGGCCGCCGAUUCGCACAGAAGGUAGCGCGACGUGUAGGUUAUGCCUUGGCGCCGGGGCCUGUUCAACGUCGAUAUUUGCCGAGGGAGAAAUUUCGGAAGGUUUGCGUUCUCGCAUUCUGGAUCGUUGCCCCAUCACGCUGUUGAACGAUGACAGACUACCGAAGGCGAUUUGCCGCGAAUGCGAAAGGAAGCUAGCGGCUACGCACGAGUUUCGCGAACAGUGCAGGAAAUCGGAACGCACCUUACGACUACGCUACGGAACUACUGUUGCGAAUGCAGCAGCAGAUUGGAAAACACGGACUGCUUUAGAAUUGCGAUAUUGCAGUGUGCAGAAGUUGAAACGGAUAACUGGACGGGUGAAGAAAGGAAGAAGGGGGGGGGGGGAUUGGGUGGAAGAUCGAAAAGUGGCCGAUGACCGAGUGGCAAGUGGAAAAUCGUCGAGAAUUGGUCGAAAAGACAAGUGUGUUUAUGAAUCGUCAUUGUCAAGGCCGUUGUCGUCGGUACACCAGCCGGUAAAGGAGAGGAACGAGUUGGAGCGAGAGUCUGUCGUUAGCGAAGAGGGCAGCAUCAGCAUCGGCAGAAGUUGCGCGGAAGAAACGAAAGCGGGAAACGGUGAGACAGAAGUACGACGGCGGUAUUACCUGUGCGACGUGUGCAGCAAAACGUUCGCCUCCAAGUCUGGACUAAGAUUGCACUUGAAGUCCCACAACGGUGUGAAACCUCAUCUCUGUCUGUACUGUGGCAAAGGAUUCGUGAUUCCAAGUUACGCAAAGAGACACGAGAGAAUUCACACGGCGGACAAACGGUUCAUUUGCCAGUUUUGUAGCGCAGCAUUCACCUCGGCUAAUGGUCUAAAGUAUCACUUGAGAUUGCAUACCGGCGAGGCCAAUUAUCGUUGCGAGGUUUGCGGCAAGUCGUUUUAUCGGUACAAAUACCUGAAGGAGCACGCGUUCACUCACACAGGGGAGAAGGCGUACGUUUGCAAGAGGUGCGGCUCCUCCUAUGGAAAUUCUGGCAGCUUGUUCGUUCACGAAAAAGGAUGCAAGGCUAAGAGACGAGAGUAACAUGUCUACUUACUUAAUACA
This is a messenger RNA of Habropoda laboriosa, 1229 nucleotides long. RefSeq names its product zinc finger protein 354B-like. The transcript has 3 exons. The coding region runs from base 60 to 1208 and encodes 382 amino acids. Gene Ontology annotation, cellular component: nucleus; PcG protein complex; transcription regulator complex. NCBI's taxonomy places the organism in Eukaryota, Metazoa, Arthropoda, Insecta, Hymenoptera, Apidae. Gene Ontology annotation, molecular function: DNA-binding transcription factor activity, RNA polymerase II-specific; RNA polymerase II cis-regulatory region sequence-specific DNA binding; zinc ion binding. The record is from RefSeq and is a predicted model, not a curated record. Gene Ontology annotation, biological process: regulation of transcription by RNA polymerase II.